AUGGGCUGGCGGCUGCUGCCCGCGAUGCUGCUGGCCCUGGCGCUGGGCGGCCGCGCCGCCUCCGCGCAGAACGAGACCGAGCCCAUCGUCCUGGAGGGCAAGUGCCUGGUGGUCUGCGACUCCAACCCGGCCCCCGACGCCAAGGGCGCGUCCUCCUCGCCGCUCGGCAUCUCCGUGCGGGCGGCCAACUCCAAGGUGGCUUUCUCGGCCGUGCGGAGCACCAACCACGAGCCCUCCGAGAUGAGCAACAAGACGCGCAUCAUCUACUUCGACCAGAUCCUGGUAAAUGUGGGCAAUUUUUUCACCUUGGAGUCCGUCUUUGUSUCACCAAGGAAAGGAAUUUACAGUUUCAAUUUUCACGUCAUUAAAGUCUACCAGAGUCAAACAAUUCAGGUGAAUUUGAUGCUGAACGGGAAGCCCGUGAUYUCUGCCUUUGCUGGGGACAAGGACGUCACCCGUGAAGCCGCCACCAACGGGGUCCUGCUCUACCUGGACAAGGAGGACAAGGUGUACCUGAAGCUGGAGAAAGGGAACCUGGUGGGAGGAUGGCAGUACUCGACAUUUUCUGGSUUCCUGGUGUUCCCCCUGUGA
This is a messenger RNA of Malurus melanocephalus (red-backed fairy wren), 591 nucleotides long. RefSeq names its product cerebellin 4 precursor (gene CBLN4). Bases 1 to 591 code for a protein of 196 amino acids. Gene Ontology annotation, molecular function: protein binding. The record is from RefSeq and is a predicted model, not a curated record. The transcript has 3 exons. NCBI's taxonomy places the organism in Eukaryota, Metazoa, Chordata, Aves, Passeriformes, Maluridae.